Messenger RNA from Morone saxatilis (striped sea-bass), 244 nucleotides. Its product is annotated as acid-sensing ion channel 1-like. Gene Ontology annotation, cellular component: membrane. Lineage: Eukaryota; Metazoa; Chordata; Actinopteri; Moronidae. The record is from RefSeq and is a predicted model, not a curated record. Gene Ontology annotation, biological process: sodium ion transmembrane transport.
GUAUGAGAUCCGGGACCCACACCUGGUGGAGGAACAUGUCCUGCAGAUUCUGAAGGAGAGGGCCGACUUUGACAACUAUAAGCCCCGGCCCUUCAACAUGCGCGAAUUCUACGACCGAACAGGCCACGACAUCAAAGACAUGCUGCUCUCCUGCUACUACCGAGGCAUGGAAUGCAGUGCCGAAGACUUCAAAGUGGAUGUGACUGAGAACCAUUGUGUACACUCACAGGCCAAGGGCCACUGA